AUGCAGCUGCGGAGGUAUCAUCAUGCCAGGUCGGCUGCAUCGCUGCUGGCAAUGAUGAUGAUGGUGCUGCUAACAACGAUACCACCAACCAGUGGCCAUGGCUGGGGCUCGGAAGAUAUGGAACUGUUCGAUCUGGUAGAGGAGGUGAACGAAAAUUUCUAUACCCUCAUGAACAUCAACCAGACGGCAACGCUGACCGAAAUCAAGCGAGCGUUCCGGACGCUCUCGGUAGUGCUGCAUCCGGACAAGAACGAUGCGGAGGAUGCGAACAUUCGGUUUCGCAAUCUUGUCUCGGUGUACGAAAUCCUGAAGGAUCCGGGAAAGCGAGAAAAGUACGACAAAGUGCUGAAGGAAGGUAUGCCGAACUGGAAAUCGGCCCUGUAUUACUAUCGCCACGUCCGGAAAAUGGGUAUGGUGGAGAGUGCCACCAUACUCUUCGUUGUCAUCACUGUGAUGCAGUAUUUUGUUGCCUGGGCGGCGUACAUUGAGAAGAAAUAUACAGCGGAACAAAUUGUAGGCAGCAAGCUGAAAAAGCUGAACAAGAAAAAACAGACAAACGUACAGCUGGAGGAGCUGAUCAAUGAGAUCCCAUUGCCUAGCAUUAAGAACACGUUACCGUGCCAGAUACCGGUUUGGGUUUGGAACACCGUAACGGGUACGCCAGCGGCCAUACGCAUGAUGUUCGAGCUGUAUUCCCAGCAGAAGAAACAAAAGGAAGAGGAACUUCAACGCGAGAAAGAGGAGAUCGAACUGCAAGCUUCGCUCGAAGAGCAACGGGCGCGAGAUAAAGAAAAUCGCAUCCUUCGAAAGCGAUCGAAAAAAAUGAUUGUACCAGAGAAAACGGACGAGGAGCUGGCUGCUUACAGUCAGCGUAUCGCGAAACCUGCCGCCGGUGGUAAUGCCGACAAGGGCGCACACACGCCACUGCCCCAAUCCGGUGGCCUCUGGACCGAGGACGAUCUGACCGAGCUAGUACGCUUAGUAAAGAAAUAUCCGGGCGGUACAAGCAACCGUUGGGAGGUAAUAGCGGAGCUAAUGCAGCGAACGGUUGAGGAAAUUACCUACAUGGCUGCAAAGAUGAAAGAUUGUGGCUAUCGUCUACCGCACCAGUCCGAUGGUACAAACGCGUCCGAUACGGCACAGGCAGCCGCAGUAGGUGCAGCCGCUGCUGCCAAGGUAAAGACGAAAACACGUGACAGUGGACCGAACGAAACGGCUACCAGCAACUGGACCCAGCAGCAGCAGCAGGCGCUCGAGGUUGCCAUACAAAAGUACCCGAAAUCGGCCAAUUACGACCGGUGGCAGAAAAUAGCGAACAGCGUGCCGGGCAAAUCGAAGGAAGAGUGUGUCGCCCGCUACAAAUAUUUGGUGGAGCUGGUGAAGAAGCAGAAAAGUGCCAACCCGGCGGAUGAGCUGGCACAGGAGAACAAGACCACGGAUCCGGAGCCCGCACCGAAGGCAGCAGAGGAGAAAACCGCACCCGAAGCUGCACCGAUGCACAGUGACGAUGCGGUGGAAGAAGAUGACGGUACUCCGCAAACGGUAGCAGCGGGUGGAAAGAGUCAGGCUAAGAGUAAACGACGGGAGCGUAAGAAAGCGAAAGCUUAUUACAGCUACUCGGAUGAUUCGGACAUGUCCAACGAAGUUGAAGAAAUAUAAGGUAGCAAAACGA
Messenger RNA from Anopheles maculipalpis, 1672 nucleotides. RefSeq lists its product as uncharacterized. Gene Ontology annotation, cellular component: endomembrane system. The record is from RefSeq and is a predicted model, not a curated record. The coding region runs from base 1 to 1659 and encodes 552 amino acids. Lineage: Eukaryota; Metazoa; Arthropoda; Insecta; Diptera; Culicidae. The transcript is spliced from 3 exons.